Molecule: messenger RNA, 2686 nt
Organism: Durio zibethinus
Lineage: Eukaryota; Viridiplantae; Streptophyta; Magnoliopsida; Malvales; Malvaceae
Product: putative receptor protein kinase ZmPK1
Biological process (GO): recognition of pollen; protein phosphorylation
Molecular function (GO): ATP binding; protein serine/threonine kinase activity
Source: RefSeq, a predicted model, not a curated record
AUGGCCACGCCAUUGGUCCUACUCGUUUUGUCUUUGGCUUUAUGUUGCCCACCAUCAUCUUCAUCCUCUGAUGGUCUAUGGGCAGGCUUAUCUUUGUCGGUGGAUACUGCAGAUGAUGUCUUGACUUCACCUGAUGGCACUUUCAGUGCUGGUUUCCACCCUGUUGGCCAGAAUGCUUAUUCCUUUGCGAUAUGGUUCAAUAAACCAUCCUGUGGUGCUAACAGUUGCACCAUAGUUUGGAUGGCAAAUAGGGACCAACCAGUCAAUGGUAGAGGCUCAAAGUUCUGUCUACUGAAAUCAGGUAAUCUUGUUUUAAAAGAUGCUUCUCAAAUUACUGUUUGGGAAACGAAAACCAUGUCGCAGUCCCGUGCCCAUUUGAAACUUGAAGAUGGUGGUAAUCUUGCAUUGCGUAACUUGGAAGGCCUUAUAUUGUGGCAAAGCUACGAUUCACCCACGGAUACUCUGCUUCCUCUUCAACCAUUCAAUGAAAACUCAAAGCUCAUCUCAUCAAGAAGCCAAGGAAACUUCUCCACGGGCUAUUUUCAGCUUUAUUUUGACACUGAUAAUGUUCUCUGCCUUGUGUACGAAGGUCCUGAGGUUUCAAGCGUUUACUGGCCAAGUCCAUGGCUUUUGAGAUGGGAAGCUGGAAGGUCCGUGUUCAAUAAUAGCAAAAUUGCAAUUCUGGAUUCUUUGGGAAAGUUUAGUUCAACGGAUAAUUUUACUUUCUUGUCAGCUGACUAUGGCUCAAAUAUUUCAAGAAUGUUGAAGAUGGAUUUUGAUGGCAAUAUUCGACUGUAUAGUCUAAAAGAGGAUGUAGAAACUUGGGUUGUUUCAUGGCAAGCCUUCCCUCGACCAUGCAUGGUUCAUGGAUGUUGUGGACCAAACAGCAUAUGCAUUUAUAUUCCUAAUUUUGGCAGGAAAUGUUCUUGCAUUCCAGGGUAUAAGAUGAAGAAUCAUACUGACUGGUCUCUUGGCUGUGAACCAGAAUUUCAUCUUUCUUGUAAUCAAACUGAGGUUGGUUUCCUGAAACUCCGCCAUGUUGAAUUCUAUGGCUAUGAUUUCAGAUUGUAUACUAAUGUCACCUUAGAGGGUUGCGAGAAAAUAUGCUUGCAGUUGUGCGAUUGCAAAGGUUUUCAAUUCAGAUUUAUUAAAACCCAUGAAUCGAAUGGUAUAUACUGUUAUCCCAAGACUCAAUUGUUGAAUGGACAUCGCCCACCAAAUUUUAAUGCUGAUUUCUACGUGAAAGUGCCGAAGGCCACUAUCUCCUUUUACAGUAACAGUGUUCAAGAUUCCGAGUUACAAUGUCCCAACAAAGUUCAGCCGCUGGAACGAAAAUAUUCCCAAAGGCAUGAAAAUGAAUCAUUGAAAUUUGCCCUUUGGGCGGCCUGUGCAGUUGGAGGACUCGAGUUUCUUACCAUUUUCUUGGUAUGGUGUUUCUUGAUUAGAACCCACGACAAUUCAAGCCCAACCACAGGCUACCUUCUCGCUACAACUGGCUUCAGAAAAUUCACCUAUGCUGAGCUGAAAAAGGCGACAAAUAGUUUCUCAGAAGAGAUUGGAAGAGGUGCAGGUGGAAUCGUAUACAAAGCCACACUUUCCGAUGGUCGAGUUGCAGCAAUCAAGCGACUCAUUGAUGCUAACCAAGGGGAAGCUAAAUUCCUAGCAGAAGUUAACACCAUUGGAAAGCUUAAUCACAUGAACUUGAUUGAGAUGUGGGGUUACUGUGCUGAGAGAAAAAAUAGGCUUCUGGUGUAUGAGUACAUGGAACAUGGAUCCUUAGCUGAAAACCUCUCCUUUAAAGCACUUGAUUGGCAAAAGAGAUAUGAAAUUGCUGUGGGAACCGCAAGAGGCCUAGCUUAUUUACAUGAAGAAUGCUUGGAAUGGGUUCUCCAUUGUGAUAUAAAGCCUCAGAACAUUCUCAUAGACUCUAAAUACCAACCAAAAGUGUCAGAUUUUGGCCUGUCUUGGCUUCUAAAUAGAGGCGAUGUCAAGUAUUCAAAAGUCUCAAGGAUCCGAGGAACCAGAGGUUACAUGGCGCCUGAAUGGGUCUUCAAUCUGCCCAUCACCUCAAAAGUUGAUGUCUACAGCUAUGGGAUCGUUCUAUUGGAAUUAGUGACAGGAAAAAGCCCUGGAAUGGGAAUCCAUGUGACAGACGAUGGAAGUACAAAAGAACAAAGAACGUUAGUUGCAUGGAUGAGAGAGCAGAUGGAAAGAGCCAAAGAGACAGAAACAUGGAAGCAUGAGAUAAUAGAUCCCAAGCUGCAAGGGAUAUAUGAUGUGGAUGAGAUGCUAAUUCUGGUUACGGUAGCUCUGCGAUGCGUUCAGGAAGAUAAAGACGCAAGACCGACAAUGGGUGAAGUAGUUCAGAUGCUCCGUCAUGAAAGCCAUUGAACUACGGAGGAAUCAUCUCUUGCUAAACAAAUGAGUCGGUAUCAAAUGAUCUCUCUAAUUAGGUUUACAAAUACAUUAUAUUAUCGCCAAUUAUCAAUUGCCAAUACCGUCCCUGUUUUUUUUUUUUUUUGGGCACGUUACGGUGUAAUAUCAAAUAUUUAAGAUUGAUCUCAUUUAGUAUUUCUUAUAAUUAGGAUCCUUCCUGUUAAGGAAACAAGUUUAGAACUCCGUUUUCUCUAUUGCCAUGGGCACUCUGAAAGAGGGCUUUCAUGCCCCUAGCUAUAUGGCAAUAACA